UUGUUUCAGCUGUAUUGCAUCGACAUGUAUGUCAAAAUAGAAAAACAACGUUUCACAUUCAUUAGGUUGAACCAAGCCAAACUGUCAUGCUAUAUAGAUUUAGGUGAAUUAAAGUAAAGUGUAGUUUAAUUACUAAUUCCGCGACCAAGACAAUCGAAUCUUUCCCGACAAAUCUGUAACGCAAGAGGGAUACGAAAAACUGCAAUGGAAAGGAAGACUAUGAAAUUGUGGUUUAUAUUUCCUAGAUGUCAUUUUCACCAGGGAACAGAUAAUUCUGCUGGUGACUACAAGUACAAUCCCCCAAAAGAUACAAAUUACUUACCUGCAGCUGCAUUACCACCGAUUUCUGCAUAUGGUCCCCCACCAGACUCUACCGGAGGAGGCUAUGAUUACCAUCCCCCCAAAGACAAUAGCUAUUUACCACCUGGAACGGCUUACGGUCAUCUACCAGUAUUUAAUUCGGAACAACCUCCAUAUUAUCAGCCAGUUCAUUCUAUUCCAUAUAAUUCACACAUAACAUUUUUAGAUAAAUUAAAAUCUAAAAUAAGUCUUUUUACCCUCGGAAAAAUAAUUUUAAAAUUAUUGAUUUUUAAGAAAAUAGUUAAAUUUAUUGGAAUAAUUUGUCUGCUAUUAGUAUUACCAAAAUUAAAAAGUGUAUUUGCGGAUAAUACAAGUAGUGAAUAUGAGGGCAUGAAUAGCAAAAACGUUGAGUCUGAUAAAGAAAAAUUGGAAAGGCAAAUUAAUGAGAUUUAUGAAUUUAUAACUAAAUCGCUUGAAGAUUUUGAAAAUGCAUAUACAUAAGUUUUAAAAUCCUAUUCUAAAAUGUCCAUGCUUAUAUUUCAUAAAGUAUUAUUUAUUUAUUAAAAAAUAUAUUUCAUAUGAAGCAAUAAUGGUAAAUGGUAAAAACUAAGAUAUAUAAAAUUUUAAGAAAUUAAAGUUACAAGCAAUCUUUUGGAAUUAAAUUCAAUUAGACUUUGCAUAAAUUCCUGUUAAAUUUCUUCGGACCGGCGCGUGCUGAGAGCUGAAAUCUGAACUAUAAGCAUAAGAGUUCUAAUCAGCUUCACUCUGAUCGAACAAGCAAGUUGGAUUUUUUUGCAGCUGUCGAACUUAUUUAAUAAAAAUAUUUAGAAAAAUUUCUCAAAAUUAAAUACAAAACAUUAUGUCUAUUUCCAGUAAAUGAAACAGCGGCCGAAAAAUAAUAAAUACAUAUAAAUAAAAAAUAAAAAAAGAAUUUUUAAUUGAUUAAAAUCAACAAGUAAGAAAGCUACAGUCGAGUGUACUCGACUGUGAGAUACCCGCUACCCAUUUUGAAUAAAA
Molecule: messenger RNA, 1317 nt
Organism: Drosophila sulfurigaster albostrigata
Lineage: Eukaryota; Metazoa; Arthropoda; Insecta; Diptera; Drosophilidae
Exons: 3
Coding region: 205-801 (198 amino acids)
Source: RefSeq, a predicted model, not a curated record